AUGUUUCCGCCGCCUAGAUCUACCGUCUGGAUCGCGUUCGCCAUCUUCCUUCUCUUACACUUAUCUCCAUUGCAUGGCUUCUACCUCCCCGGAAGUUACCCCCACAAGUACCCGAUCGGAGAUUCCCUAUUCGUGAAGGUGAAUUCUUUGACGUCCAUUGACACCGAGAUUCCCUUCGGCUAUUACUCCCUUCCCUUUUGCCGUCCGCUCGACGGCAUCAAGGACUCGGCUGAGAAUCUUGGCGAGCUCCUCAUGGGUGAUCGCAUUGAAAAUUCUCCGUACCGCUUCCGCAUGUUCACCAACGAGUCCGAUAUACUCCUUUGUCGCACCGACCCCCUCUCCAUCGCCGAUCUCAAUCUUCUCAAGAAGCGCAUCGACGAGAUGUACCAGGUCAAUGUUCUCCUUGAAAACCUCCCCAUUCGCUACACCUCAAAGGACGAUCUCGCCCUCCGGUGGACUGGCUUCCCUGUCGGAAUCCGCGUCGGCGAAUCAUACUUCAUCUUCAACCACCUCAAGUUUACCGUCCUGGUCCACAAAUACGAGGAGCCAGCCACUGUCGCCGCUGCCUCGGCAACCUCCGCCACUGCCUCUGGCUCUAUCUCAGAUGCCCCGGGAUAUAUGGUCGUCGGGUUCGAGGUCGUCCCUUGCAGCUUCCGUCGCACCGAGUCGAUUAAGAAUCUCAAGAUGUACGAGAAAUACCCUACCAAUAUCCGAUGCGAACCAACCAAUGUGGCCAUGGCGUUGAAGGACAAGCAACCGCUGGUUUUCACCUAUGAGGUCUCCUUUGUCGAGAGAGACAUUCACUGGCCAUCUUGGUGGGACGCUUAUUUGAAGAUGGAGGGUGCAAAGGUUCAUUGGUUCUCGAUUCUUAACUCUCUAAUGGUGAUCGCAUUCCUUGCUGGAAUAGUUUUGGUGAUUUUCCUAAGGACUGUUCGCCGGGACUUGACCCGAUACGAGGAAUUGGACAAGGAGGCGCAGGCCCAGAUGAACGAGGAACUUUCGGGUUGGAAGCUUGUUGUUGGUGAUGUCUUCCGUGUGCCAGGCAAUGCCACUCUUCUCUGUGUGAUGGUUGGAGAUGGUGUGCAGAUACUUGGAAUGGCAGUGGUGACAAUAUUGUUUGCUGCUCUUGGAUUCAUGUCACCUGCAUCUCGUGGCGCUCUGAUUACUGGUAUGUUCUUCUUCUAUUUGGUGCUUGGCAUUGCAGCUGGCUAUGCUGCAGUGAGGAUUUGGAAAACCAUCAAGGGCGGCAAUCAUACUGGAUGGAUGUCUGUUUCAUGGAAGGUCGCUUGCUUCUUCCCUGGUAUAGCGUUUCUGAUUCUGACCACUCAGAAUUUUCUUCUUUGGGGUAGUCAUAGCACUGGCGCAAUUCCCUUCUCUUUGUUCAUCAUAUUGAUUUUGUCGUGGUUCUGUAUCUCUGUGCCGUUGACUUUUGUGGGUGGGUACCUGGGUGCCAAGGCACCUCAUGUUGAGUUGCCCGUGAGAACUAAUCAGAUUCCUAGAGAAAUCCCUCCCCAAAAAUACCCUUCUUGGUUGCUGGUUCUUGGUGCUGGGACACUGCCAUUUGGUACCCUGUUCAUUGAACUCUUUUUCAUAAUGUCAAGCUUGUGGAUGGGUCGUGUCUAUUAUGUCUUUGGCUUUCUAUUUAUUGUUUUGAUCUUUAUGGUUGUUGUUUGUGCUGAGGUUUCACUUGUGCUUACCUAUAUGCACCUGUGUGUUGAGGAUUGGAAGUGGUGGUGGAAAUCAUUCUUCUCAUCAGGAUCAGUUGCUAUCUACGUAUUCCUUUACUAUUUGAACUACCUUAUAUUUGAUCUCGAGAGUCUAAGUGGCCCGGUCUCGGCUUCUCUGUACCUUGGUUAUUCACUCUUCAUUGCUGAGGCCAUCAUGCUUGCAACUGGCACAGUUGGCUUCCUUUCUUCCUUUUGGUUUGUACACUACCUCUUUUCUUCGGUGAAGUUGGAUUGAGUUCCUACCACAGGAAAUACUUCAGGACCAAAUAGCGAUGUCAUGAAUAUAGAAUGUGGAACUUGUGAAAGAGAAAUUGGGUUUAACUCGAAAUAGGUAGAAAUAAUAAGAUUUUGUCUCAUUAUUCUUUCAUGGAUGAAAAUAUUCUCUAUGUAACCGUUGUUUAUUGUCAUAUUCUGGAGAUAGUAGUAUUGUCUA
Molecule: messenger RNA, 2160 nt
Organism: Dendrobium catenatum
Lineage: Eukaryota; Viridiplantae; Streptophyta; Magnoliopsida; Asparagales; Orchidaceae
Product: transmembrane 9 superfamily member 11-like
Biological process (GO): protein localization to membrane
Cellular component (GO): membrane
Source: RefSeq, a predicted model, not a curated record